UCAGGUAUCCUUCGACAAAUAAAAAGAUGUAUUACUACCUGUUCCAACUUCUCAUACUGGGUAAUGUUUUACUCACCGAGGUAUUGGGACAUGGAAGACUGGUCGACCCUCCGUCCAGAGCGUCUAUGUGGAGAUACGGGUUUGAUAAUCCACGUGAUUACGACGAUAACCAGGGGUAUUGUGGCGGUUAUAGCAUACAAUGGGGCGUGAACAAGGGAAAAUGCGGAGUAUGUGGAGAUGCGUGGAAUUUGCAUGAGCCUCGGCCACACGAAACUGGAGGAAAAUAUGGCAAUGACAUAGUGGUGAGGAAAUAUUCGACCGGUUCUAUGGUUCCGGUAACAGUGCAAUUGACAGCGAACCAUAAAGGAUACUUUGAGUUUCGCGUUUGCCCUAUGAAUCGACGGGGGGUAGAAGUGACGGAGGAAUGUUUGAAUCAAAAUGUUCUUAUCGGGAUAGAUGGGGAGGCCAAGUAUUACCCUAAGCCUGGACCAGGAUUCGCUAAACUCAACUACAAGCUACCGGAUCAUCUGACCUGCGAGCAAUGCGUAUUCCAAUGGAGAUACGUGGCCGGAAAUAAUUGGGGCGAUUGUGGCAAUGGAACAGGGGCUCUCGGCUGUGGUCCACAGGAAGAAUUCAGAGCUUGUGCAGAUAUUACAAUUAGUAACACUUAA
Diprion similis is the source of this 671-nucleotide messenger RNA. RefSeq lists its product as uncharacterized. NCBI's taxonomy places the organism in Eukaryota, Metazoa, Arthropoda, Insecta, Hymenoptera, Diprionidae. The record is from RefSeq and is a predicted model, not a curated record. The coding region runs from base 27 to 671 and encodes 214 amino acids. The transcript is spliced from 3 exons.